CACUUCCCAAGCAAGUGAUUGUAACAGAACCCCACCAAAGAAUUCUUGUCUUUUGAUCUCUUUCAAGCAUGCAUUGGUUCAAGUUUGCAUCUUUCCAUCUUUUAACACUCCACCACUUCUCUCUCUUUCAGUCUUUUUCCCCAAAAUCAAGAGUGCUAACCAUGUUCUCCUCCUCCACUCCCUCUCUUUUUUAUGCUUUGUAUACAAUCAAAACAGCUGUGAAGGCUCUAUACUGAACCUCUUUAUCAGUGUUCUUCUUGUUUUUCUUCAGUUUUUCAGCAAGAGAGUGAGCUCAAUGGCAGUAAAGAGUGGUAAAGUUGGGAUCUUUUCAAUCUUGUUCUUCUGCUUAUGGCUUUCUUCUUCUUCUCCACCUUCUUUAGCUGAGCUUUUAUCUCCAAAAGGUGUCAACUUUGAAGUACAAGCUCUUAUGGCCAUAAAGGAGAUGCUCAAGGAUCCUCAUGAUGUUCUUAAUAACUGGGAUGGCAACUCUGUUGAUCCUUGCAGCUGGGCUAUGGUCACUUGUUCCAACCAAAACUUUGUCACUGGAUUAGGGAGUCCAAGUCAAAAUUUAUCUGGUACUCUUUCCCCAAGCAUUGGGAACUUGACAAAUCUUGAAACUAUUCUUUUGCAGAGUAACAAUAUAUCAGGAACAAUCCCAAGUGAGAUUGGCAAGCUUCCCAAACUGCACACACUUGAUCUUUCAAACAACAAGUUCAGUGGAGAAAUUCCCAAUGCUUUAGGGAAUUUAAUGAGUCUUGAAUACUUGAGGCUCAACAACAACAGUUUGUCUGGAGCUUUCCCUUUAUCUUUGGCAAACAUCACACAACUUGCUUUUCUGGAUUUGUCCUACAAUAAUUUAAGUGGUCCUAUUCCUCGGUUUCCAGCCAGAACUUUCAGCAUUAUUGGAAAUCCUCUAAUUUGUGCAACUGGUUCAGAGCAUGAAUGCAAUGGAACAAUGCCGAUGCCGAUCUCCUUCAACUUGAAUAAUUCACAAAGUGCUCCACUGGUGGGAAGAACAAAAACUCACAAAGUUGCUCUUGCAUUCGGUUUGAGUCUUGGAUGUGUUUGUGUAGUUGUUACUGGCCUCGGGCUUUUUCUCUGGUGGAGGCAACAUCGAAACCAACAAAUUUUCUUUGAUCUCAACGAUCAACACAAAGAGGAAAUAUGCUUAGGAAACUUAAGAAGGUUUCAAUUCAGAGAGCUUCAGAUUGCGACCGAAAAUUUCAGCAGCAAAAACAUACUCGGAAAAGGCGGCUUUGGAAAUGUCUACAAAGGUCAUCUGCAAGAUGGGACGGUCGUUGCAGUUAAAAGGCUUAAAGAUGGAAAUGCGGCUGGUGGAGAGAUACAAUUUCAGACUGAAGUGGAGAUGAUAAGUUUGGCAGUGCACCGGAACCUCCUCAAGCUCUACGGGUUUUGCAUGACUGCAACCGAGAGGCUUCUCGUUUAUCCAUAUAUGUCAAAUGGAAGCGUUGCAUCCCGACUUAAAGCAAAACCACCAUUGGAUUGGAGUACUCGAAAAAGAAUAGCAUUAGGAGCUGCAAGAGGCUUAUUAUAUCUUCAUGAGCAGUGUGAUCCGAAAAUAAUUCACAGAGACGUAAAGGCAGCCAACAUAUUGCUAGAUGAUUAUUGUGAGGCAAUUGUAGGAGAUUUCGGUCUUGCAAAGCUUUUGGAUCACAGGGACUCACAUGUUACUACAGCAGUUAGAGGCACCGUCGGGCAUAUUGCGCCAGAGUAUCUCUCGACCGGCCAGUCUUCUGAGAAAACCGAUGUUUUCGGCUUUGGCAUUCUCCUUCUUGAGUUGAUUACUGGACAAAGAGCGCUGGAGUUCGGCAAAGCGGCAAACCAGAAAGGGGCCAUGCUUGAUUGGGUGAAAAAACUUCACCAAGAAAAGAAACUGGACAUGAUGGUGGACAAGGACCUAAAGAACGGCUAUGAUCGAAUCGAGCUUGAAGAAACCGUCCAAGUAGCGCUUCUAUGCACACAAUAUCUGCCAGGCCACAGGCCAAAGAUGUCGGAAGUAGUACGAAUGCUUGAAGGCGAUGGUCUCGCCGAGCGUUGGGAGGCAUCACAGAGAGUAGAGUCUCACAAGUUCAAGGCCCCGGAACUCUCAUCAUCAGAGCGGUACUCGGACCUCACUGACGACUCAUCGUUGCUAGUUCAAGCGAUGGAGCUCUCUGGACCAAGAUGAUACACUAUAAAAACAUCGGAACUGAGGAUUUCGAGACAAUGUAUCGUCGCAAUUUCAUUCAAGAACUUUUGUACAGUUGUGUAUAUGAAACCGGUGGUUCGGUUACGUCGAGGUUGAUUCAUGAGCACUUGUAUAAAAUUAUAGCAUUGGCUUAAGCAUGAAUCUAGGAUCUAGAUUCAUGAAAAGAAGAGAAAGUUCCAUAUGAUUCAAUGGUAUGAAUUGUAAUGUAAGUUGUUUGUUCAUCUUUUGAAGGUUUGAGUGUUAUCUAAGUUAAUUGGUUUUGAAAUUAUAAUUUGAAUAUUGAAUCAGAGGGAAACUUGUUUGUA
Messenger RNA from Dioscorea cayenensis subsp. rotundata (Guinea yam), 2514 nucleotides. RefSeq names its product protein NSP-INTERACTING KINASE 1-like. The transcript has 11 exons. Gene Ontology annotation, molecular function: protein binding; protein kinase activity; ATP binding. Lineage: Eukaryota; Viridiplantae; Streptophyta; Magnoliopsida; Dioscoreales; Dioscoreaceae. Gene Ontology annotation, biological process: protein phosphorylation. The record is from RefSeq and is a predicted model, not a curated record. The coding region runs from base 296 to 2188 and encodes 630 amino acids.